GAGCACGCCUUGCCUUGGGUGGUUUCUCGUGAACAAUCAUUCAUCAUCCAUCUCUCUACUCGUCUCAAGGGGGCGGCUCUCUGAUCUCUUCUUCGCUCCCUUCCUUCCUUGUUUGUUCUUCCCAUCCAUCUCUCGCCUCCCCCUUGCUUCGGAGAUCUCGCUUUCUAGACCAGUUUCUGCGAACUCGCCCGCCGGGAAGCAAGCCGCCAUGGUUUCGCCCGACACCAUCCGCACGGCCAUCGGCGUCAUAGGCAAUGGAACCGCCCUGGUGCUCUUCCUGUCCCCAGUGCCGACGUUCUACCGCAUCUGGAAGAAGCGGUCGGUGGAGCAGUACUCGGCGGUGCCGUACCUGGCGACGCUCCUCAACUGCAUGAUGUGGGUGCUCUACGGCCUCCCCGCGGUGCACCCGAACAGCAUGCUCGUCAUCACCAUCAACGGCACCGGGAUGGCCAUCGAGCUUACCUACGUCGCGCUCUUCCUCGCCUUCUCCGCCGGCGCCGCCCGCCGCCGUGUGCUCCUCAUCCUCGCCGCCGAGGUCGCCUUCGUCGCCGCCGUCGCCGCGCUCGUCCUCAACCUUGCGCACACACACAACCGCCGCUCCAUGAUCGUCGGCAUCCUCUGCGUCCUCUUCGGCACCGGCAUGUACGCCGCCCCACUCUCCGUCAUGAAAAUGGUGAUCCAGACAAAGAGCGUGGAGUACAUGCCCCUGUUCCUGUCCCUGGCCUCCCUCGUCAACGGCAUCUGCUGGACUGCCUACGCGCUCAUCCGUUUCGACCUUUACAUCACUAUCCCGAAUGGGCUGGGCGUGCUGUUCGCGGUGGGGCAGGUGAUCCUGUACGCCAUCUACUACAAGUCGACGCAGCAGAUCCUCGAGGCCCGCAAGCGCAAGGCCGUCGCCAUGACCGAGGUCGUCGUCGACGGCAACGCCACCUCCGAUGGCGCCAAUGCCGUCGCCCGUCACUAGCCGAGAAGAACAACUACUCCUAACGCGCUGGCCGGGAGCUUAUUAGCAUCAUGGGCGAUGGCUCCUCCUGCAGCUGCUGCUUAUAAACCUUAAUUACUACCUAUAUACCUAGCGAGUGAAAAACGCUUAUAUGCUUGCUUAAUUUGCUACCUGUCCCGAAGGGAUCUCAUGUAAUGCCCAUGAUUUGGAUUGGUAACUUCUACCCGUGUUUGAAGCAGGAUGAAGCAUCUUCAAAACUGAUCUUUGGUCAAACUGUUAUGUGAUCGAUCUCAGUGAUAAAUUUAACUAUAUAUGGAUUUUUCAUAAACAUGCA
Messenger RNA from Brachypodium distachyon (stiff brome), 1277 nucleotides. RefSeq names its product bidirectional sugar transporter SWEET4. Bases 209 to 964 code for a protein of 251 amino acids. The transcript is spliced from 5 exons. The record is from RefSeq and is a predicted model, not a curated record. Gene Ontology annotation, cellular component: membrane. Gene Ontology annotation, biological process: carbohydrate transport. Gene Ontology annotation, molecular function: sugar transmembrane transporter activity. Lineage: Eukaryota; Viridiplantae; Streptophyta; Magnoliopsida; Poales; Poaceae.